GGAACGGGAUGCUGCGGAGGCGGGCCCCGGAGGAGGACAGUGCUGUCCUGAUCGACCUGGGCCCGGGGACGGAGAAGGGGGACUCCUACGGGAGCACUGCCAGCACCUCGCAGCCGGACGAACACCAGGCGGCCACUUGCAGGGCGGGGAACCCUGCCAAGCCCCGGAUUGCAGACUUUGUCCUUGUUUGGGAGGAAGACCUGAGGCCGGGUCAGCAGCAGGACAGCACCACCCGGGACAAGACAGACACACACAGGGCCUGGCGGGAGACCUUUCUGAAUAACCUUCGUGUGGCUGGGCUGGACGUGGACCAGCGCCACGUCCAGGACGAGGACAGUGCUGUGCACUACGCCCUCCUCAGCGCCCCCUGGGCGGUGCUCUGCUACUACGCGGAAGACCUGCGCCUGAAGCUGCCCCUGCAGGAGCUGCCCAACCAGGCCUGCAACUGGUCGGCCGGCCUGCUGCAGUGGCUGGGCAUCCCCAACGUCCUGCUGGAGGACGUGCCUGACGUGCCCCCCGAGUACUACUCCUGCCAGUUCAAAGUGAGCAAGCUGUCGAGGUUCCUCGGGAGUGACAGCCAGGACACCUUCUUCCCCUGCACCAACAGGCACCAGAUUCUGUUCGAGAUCCUGGCCAAGACCCCGUAUGGCCACGAGAAGAAAGGUCUGCUGGGGGUCGACCAGCUGCUGUCACAGGGCGUCCUCAGGGCGGCCUUCCCCCUGCACGAGGGCCCCUUCAUGACGCCCCCCGAGGGCCCGCAGGCCCCUGGCCUCAACCAGCGGCAGGUCCUGUUCCAGUACUGGGCCGCCUGGCGUAAGUGGUGCAGGUACCAGCCUCUGGACCAUGUGCGCAGGUACUUCGGGGAGAAGGUGGCCCUCUACUUCGCCUGGCUCGGGUUCUACACGGGCUGGCUCCUGCCAGCAGCCGUGGUGGGCACACUCGUGUUCCUGGUGGGCUGCCUCAUGGUGUUCUCAGACACACCCACGCGGGAGCUGUGUGACAGCGCCAACAGCUUCGAGAUGUGCCCGCUGUGCCCCCACUGCCCCUUCUGGCCGCUCUCCAGCGCCUGCGCCCUGGUCCAGGCCGGCCGGCUCUUCGACCACGGCGGCACCGUCUUCUUCAGCGUGUUCAUGGCGCUGUGGGCCGUGCUGCUCCUGGAGUACUGGAAGCGCAAGAGCGCCACGCUGGCCUACCGCUGGGGCUGCUCCGACUACGAGGACAUCGAGGAGAGGCCACGCCCCCAGUUUGCUGCCCUGGCCCCCACGACAGCCCUGAACCCCAUCACCGGCGAGGAGGAGCCCCACUUCCCCAAGAGGAGCCGCACACGCCGGGUGCUGGCCGGCUCCGUGCUGGUGCUGAUGAUGGUGGCUGUGGUGGUCAUGUGCCUCGUGUCCAUCAUCCUGUACCGCGCCAUCAUGGCCAUCCUGGUGUCCAGGUCGAACAACACCCUCCUGGCAGCCUGGGCAUCGCGCAUCGCCAGCCUCACAGGCUCCGUGGUGAACCUGGUCUUCAUCCUCAUCCUCUCCAAGAUCUACGUGGCCCUGGCCCACGUCCUGACCAGAUGGGAGAUGCACCGGACGCAGACCAGGUUCGAGGACGCCUUCACCCUCAAAGUGUUCGUCUUCCAGUUCGUCAACUUCUAUUCCUCACCCAUCUACAUCGCCUUCUUCAAGGGCAGGUUUGUGGGGUACCCAGGCAGCUACCACACCUUGUUUGGGGUCCGAAACGAGGAGUGUGCGGCUGGAGGGUGCCUCAUCGAGCUGGCUCAGGAGCUCCUGGUCAUCAUGGUGGGCAAGCAGAUCAUCAACAACGUGCAGGAGAUUCUCGUCCCGAAGCUGAAGUGCUGGUGGCAGAAGUUACGGCUUCGGUCCAAGAAGAAGGUGGGGGCUUCCGCAGCUGCCAGCCAGGCGCCCUGGGAGGCGGACUACGCGCUCCUGCCCUACGAGGGCCUGUUUGACGAGUACCUCGAAAUGGUGCUGCAGUUCGGCUUCGUCACCAUCUUCGUGGCCGCCUGCCCACUGGCGCCGCUCUUCGCGCUGCUCAACAACUGGGUGGAGAUCCGCCUGGACGCGCGCAAGUUCGUGUGCGAGCGCCGGCGCCCCGUGGCCGAGCGCGCGCAGGACGUGGGCAUCUGGUUCCCCAUCCUGGCGGGCAUCACGCACCUGGCGGUCAUCAGCAACGCCUUGCUGCUGGCCUUCUCGUCCGACUUCCUGCCGCGCACCUACUACCGCUGGGCCCGCGCGGGCGACCUGCGCGGCUUCGUCAACUUCACGCUCGCGCGCGCGCCGCCCGCCUUCGCUGCUGCGCACAACCGCACGUGCAGAUACCGCGCAUUCAGGGAAGACGACGGGCAUUAUUCCCAGACCUACUGGAACCUUCUGGCCAUCCGCCUGGCUUUCGUCAUUGUGUUUGAGCACGUGGUGUUCUCCAUCGGCCGCGUCCUCGACCUCCUGGUACCUGACGUCCCCGAGUCCGUGCAGAUAAAGGUGAAACGGGAGUACUACCUAGCCAAGCAGGCGCUGGCCGAGAACGAGGCUCUCUUUGGGACAAAUGGAGCCAAGGACGACCAGCCCUCAGCCUCAGAGGAGAGCCUGGGCCGACAGCCUAGGUGGCCAGAAGCCAGCCGGGCCUCCCCGGUCCCUUCCGUCUGA
Molecule: messenger RNA, 2651 nt
Organism: Molossus molossus (Pallas's mastiff bat)
Lineage: Eukaryota; Metazoa; Chordata; Mammalia; Chiroptera; Molossidae
Gene: ANO7
Product: anoctamin 7
Exons: 23
Coding region: 9-2651 (880 amino acids)
Biological process (GO): calcium activated phospholipid scrambling; chloride transmembrane transport
Cellular component (GO): plasma membrane
Molecular function (GO): chloride channel activity; protein dimerization activity
Source: RefSeq, a predicted model, not a curated record